AUGGCAGUCUUUGAUGGAAUCGGGUCUUUGCUACGACCCUGUCUCGCCAUUUGGAUGGUACUGGCGACCAUCAUCACCCCUGGAGCUUCUCAGUUCUGUUCAUUCUGGAGUGGUAAUUGUGUUGAUGCGCUGGCACAAACCGCCGUCUCUUUUCAAUUCCCUCCGCUUUUCACCGACAACCUCAACCUUUACUAUGGAUUUGAUGCCAAUGCGCGCGGAAAAGGUCAACAGCCCAUGACCAAGGUCAGUUACUGGCUGAGCUAUGGAGGCAACAUCGACAAUUCCAUCAUUAUGGGCAACCACACCACCGAAAUUGGCUUGCGGGUGGGAAAUCUAACCGGCACACCUUCGGGGUCCAACAAUGGGUGCGACGGCGUCUGGGGCCCGCAAUGCUCCACCGACCUGAAGGCAUUAUUGACCGAGGCCCUCUACGGCCUCACGAGCAGUGGGGAAUACUAUACAUUUCCACUGCAGACCGUCCUGAGCCAAAUGCUUUUGAAGAGACCCCACCUCCCGAGUUGUUUCCCGCAGCUGUUCGACGUUGGUGGCAUCCCUACCAUGGCGUUCGUCCAAGAGACCGGUCCCGACCAGACUGCAACGUUCCAGACCGCCGGGUCGAGCAACAACCCGUGGAGGACAUGGUUCCUCGACAACAUGACGGCCCAUGAGCAAGCUGCGCAGGUCGCAGUUGCCAUUAUUAGUCGUGCGCCUGCGUACGAUGGUCUACUACCACAACAGAGUGGUGAUGUGCAGGUGGAACUUGUUUGCACUCAGGCCCCCUCUUCCGGGAGCUCCUCAUCACCAAGUAGCGGCUCUUGA
Aspergillus fijiensis CBS 313.89 is the source of this 819-nucleotide messenger RNA. RefSeq lists its product as uncharacterized. Lineage: Eukaryota; Fungi; Ascomycota; Eurotiomycetes; Eurotiales; Aspergillaceae. The transcript is spliced from 2 exons. Bases 1 to 819 code for a protein of 272 amino acids. The record is from RefSeq and is a predicted model, not a curated record.